CUUUGUGUGGCGAGACACGUCUCCUUGAAUCGUGUUUGUACGCUGGAGCCUGGAAGCAAGAAAUUUGGAACCCCUUUGAUCCUAUCCCUGCCUCCCGGCUCCCGCACACCCCUGGUCUCUCGGGCUCGUCCCAGCUCAGAGCCCCAGACCCGAACACGAUGCGGCUGCGGCGCCAAGGCUCCCCCCUCCUAUGCCUAUCCGCGGCCCUCCUCGCGGUCGCCCUGCUCACCGGCGCCGCCGUAGCCGAUGGCGUCACGCCCUCCGAGGCGCGCCGGCUACGGGACGAGGUGAAAGAUAUGUUCUAUCAUGCAUUUGAUGGGUACAUGCAACAUGCUUUUCCACUUGAUGAACUGCGACCAUUGAGUUGCAAAGGAGAAGACUCCCUUGGUGGUUAUGCACUUACUCUUAUUGACUCUUUGGAUACCUUGGCUUUACUAGGUGAUAAGGAGAAAUUUGGUGCUGGUGUGGAGUGGGUUGGUAAGAACGUCCGCUUUGAUAUUAACAAAACCGUUUCAGUUUUUGAAACCAAUAUUCGUAUCCUUGGGGGUCUGUUAUCAGCUCACUUGAUUGCCAGUGAUUAUGCCACCGGUAUGAGAAUCCAAUCUUACGAUGACCAGUUGCUUCAUUUGGCUGUUGACUUAGCCCAGAGGUUGUUACCUGCAUUUGACACUCCUACAGGUAUUCCAUUUGGAUCUGUUAAUUUAUUGUAUGGUGUCGACGAUGAUGAAAGCAAGAUAACAUCGACAGCUGGUGGUGGCACUUUGGCAUUGGAAUUUGGUAUCUUAAGUCGAUUGACUAAUAACACUGUUUUUGAGGAAGUUACAAAAAAUGCAGUGCGUGGGAUAUGGUCACGCAGGUCGAAACUCAACCUUGUUGGUGCCCAUAUAAAUGUCUUUACUGGUGAAUGGACACAGAAGGAUGCUGGAAUCGGCACAAGCAUCGACUCAUUCUAUGAAUAUCUUCUGAAGGCAUAUUUAUUGUUCGGAGACGAGGAGUACUUGUAUAUAUUUCAAGAGGCUUACAAAGCUGCCAUGCACUAUCUCCAUCUUGAUCCUUGGUAUGUCGAGGUAAAUAUGAAUACUGGAGUGACCGUUUGGCCACUAUUCAAUAGUCUGCAGGCAUUCUGGCCAGGACUUCAGGUUUUAGCUGGAGAUGUUGAUCCUGCCAUUCGAACACACGCUGCCUUCUUCAGCGUCUGGAAAAAAUAUGGGUUCACUCCAGAAGGAUUUAAUCUUGCUACCUCCACUGUUCAGAAUGGACAAAGGAGCUAUCCGCUGCGGCCUGAGUUGAUUGAAAGCACGUAUUGGCUAUUCAAGGCUACCAGAGACUAUAAGUACCUUGAUGUUGGAAGGGAUAUACUAGCAAGCCUUCAAUAUGGUGCUAGAUGUCCUUGCGGGUACUGCCACAUAUCAGAUGUGGAAACUCACAAGCAGGAUGACCACAUGGAGAGUUUUUUCCUUGCAGAAACGGUCAAAUAUCUCUGGCUUCUUUUUGAUUUAGCCGUAGGCCCUGAUAACAUUGUUGAAAAUGGGCCUUACAAAUACAUAUUUAGCACAGAAGGCCAUUUGUUACCUGCUACUCCUGAGAUAGCGUUGGUAGAUGAGCACUGCUCUUAUUUUGGAGCAUUCUGUAAUGGCAGUACAGACCGUGGCUACAGUAAGAGUGAUAGUUCUAGUAAGCACCAAAGUGCGAACAACACUCAGUUUGAUGACAGACAAACUGCUUCCAGUAAAUAUUCAAUGUCCAAUGUUUUGUUUACAACAAGAGGUUACAUUAAGGGAGUUUGUCCUGGAUUGACUCAUGCACAGAAACUUGGCAUAUCGUUCUACGAUGAAGGUGAUAACUCCGUGGAACAGAACUCUAAAAGUCCCGAGAACCCUGAUGAAUCUCAUGUGGUCGAAUCCAGUGUCCACGCUCAAUCAAGUGCUGUUAUAUUGAUGUCUCAUCAUGUCACGAGCCAACCCGAUGAACCUUUGAAGACAAAGUUGAUAAAUUGGCAUCAUGAAACUAUUGUGGUAACUGCUGAUUCUGAUCCCAUGAGGACUGAUGCUACCGGUGGCUUGUCUGAAGGAAGCACUGAAGAACUUUCUGAGGAAACCAUAAGCAUCUCUGAACAGACAGAAGUCACUGAAGAAGAUAUUGCUUCUCAGGACAUUCAACCGAAUGAAGAUAGUACGAGUUGACCCCUAGACCAUGUAGGCACCAAUUCUUUGACUUUACUGGAGCACCUUCAUGCAUGAUCAGAGCUGUCCGUUUUACACUACACAAUGUGCCCGGAAGCAAGCGACAAUGAGCCAGGUCGGUCAAUCAGUAUCUAACCCCUGCUUGAGUUGGGAAUCGAUGGUUGUAAUGGGGGUCGUUCUGGAGUCGGUAUUUACCACAGGAAACCCGAUGGCAAAGGAACUAAAGAAUAAGCAUUCAUUAAUUUAUUCUGUUUGUAGCAAUUAGAUAGGCAAUUGAAUGGUUUCAAUCGAAUAGCAGAUGUGAAGUUUUGUAUACUAGAAGCAAACAAAGAACUAUAUGGGCAUAUGGCCAACUAGGUGCAUGCAACAUACUA
This is a messenger RNA of Brachypodium distachyon (stiff brome), 2557 nucleotides long. Its product is annotated as alpha-mannosidase I MNS4. NCBI's taxonomy places the organism in Eukaryota, Viridiplantae, Streptophyta, Magnoliopsida, Poales, Poaceae. The coding region runs from base 159 to 2183 and encodes 674 amino acids. The record is from RefSeq and is a predicted model, not a curated record. Gene Ontology annotation, cellular component: membrane; endoplasmic reticulum. Gene Ontology annotation, biological process: carbohydrate metabolic process; mannose trimming involved in glycoprotein ERAD pathway; endoplasmic reticulum mannose trimming. Gene Ontology annotation, molecular function: calcium ion binding; mannosyl-oligosaccharide 1,2-alpha-mannosidase activity. The transcript has 17 exons.